AUGGAUACUAUGGAAGAUGGAGACACUACCAUGAAAGAUCAAGAUGGUGAUUCAAAUACAACUACGACGACAUCUACAACUACGACUUCGACGACAACAUCAAAUAUUGCUACACCAUCUAAACAAACACCAAAAAAGAGAAAGAAAUUAACAGAUGAAGAGAUAAAACAAAAGGAAGAAGAUAAACGUAAAAAGGAUGAAGAAAAGGAACGCAAGGAAGAGGAAAAGAAGAAAAAGGAUGAGGAAAAGAAAAAAAAGGAAGAGGAGAAAGAGGAAGAGAAGAAACGAAAGGAAGAGGAAAAGAAAAAGAGAGAAGAGGAAAAGAAACGAAAGGAUGAGGAAAAGGAGGAAGAAAAGAAAAAGAGAGAAGAGGAAAAGAAGAAAAAGGAGGAGGAAAAGAAACGAAAAGAAGAGGAGAAAGAGGAAGAAAAGAAACGAAAGGAAGAGGAAAAGAAGAAAAAGGAUGAAGAACGUGAAGAGGAAAAGAAACGAAAGGAAGAGGAAAAGAAGAAAAAGGAUGAGGAAAAGUCUGCCAUUGAUAACAAGCAGUCUCGUCUCACCAGCUUCUUUGCCACUAUUACACCUGAUGCACCCAAGACUAGGUAUCAAUCCGAUAGCUUCAUCCAACCAGUCGAAUUGCCACCACACACCGUUGUCCAUCGCUACCAAGUUCCCUCUUACACAUCGUCUCAUGAAGAGUUUGACCGUCUUUUAAUGCAACAAUCGAUGCCGUUGCCCAGCAAGUUUAUCCCAUCAACCUAUUUCAAACAGAAUAUAAAGACUAGAUCUGGUGGUGAUGAGGGCAAGAAACGUGUCUUGACAACGCUUCCACCUUCCAUUUCCAACUUUCCGCAUUUGAUUGGCAACUUGAGUGGCCUCAAGCUGCUAAAGUUCCACGACAAUGUCAGACCUUCCUAUUAUGGCACCUUUUCACGUAGAACUAGAAAGAUCAAUGGACGUAAACCAUUCAAUAAGGAUGAAGAGAUAUUUGACUACAACUAUGACAGUGGUGAUGAAUGGUGCGAAGAAGAAGAGGGUGAUGACAUCAAAUCAGACGAAGAGACUGAUGAAGAUAUGGGUGGUUCAGAUGAUGAUGAAAAAUGGAUUGCAGAUGAAGAUGAUGUAGAUAAUGAUAGUGAUAUUGAUGAUGAUCAACAACAACAACAAGAAGAAGAUCAACAACAACCAACAAAAAAACACAAAAAGAAAAGAAAAUUAAUCAAAGAAAAACUAGUCAUUACCAUUGAUUUAAAUAAUAAUCCAAUUCAUCCUGAAAUAGAUCCAAUUAAAAAGGAUUUAUUAAAUAUUUUUACAAUUCAACCUAUAUUUUCUGAAUUCCCAAUUAAUCUUGGUCAAUUGAAAAAUGAUGAUAGUAAUAAUAAUAAUGAUGAUUCAUCAUCAUCAUCCAACAAAAAAACAAAUGAUGUUGAUGGUGAAAAUGGACAAACAAAGAAAGAAAGAGAAAAGACAUCAUUCCCAACUAAAGCAAUUCCAACUUUGAUUCAAUUUGUAAAUGUUAAUAACAAAUUGUCAAUUAAAAUAUUGACAAAUGUAUUUAAUCAAAAUUAUCCAACUAUUCAAAAGAAAUUAAUUACUGAAAAGAUACAAGAGACUUGUACGUUUACUACUCUGUGGACUGUUAAACCAGGGUUUGACAAUUAUUUAAAGGAAUUGGUUGAUUCAAGCUAUUCAACGGUACCAGUCAUUGAAAUUCAAAAGAAAGAAAGAAAACCAAGGAAAACAAAAGAAAAUAAGGAUCAACCAAAUGGCGAUACAGAAAUGAAGGAUGAUGAUUCAAUUCCAAACAAACCAUCAUCAUCAUCAUCAACGACUGUAGAUACAGAAAUGAAAGAAGAGGUUAAAACACCACAAAAGAAACCAAGAAAACCAAGAACAAAGAAACCAAAACAAGAUGAUGAAAAACAACCACAGCCUCAACAACCACAACAACAGGAUGAUACUAUUAUUAAUAAUAAUGGUGAUAAAGGAGAAUCGACUUUAAUAAUGUUACCACAACAGCAGGCACCAAAGGAUGAUGAAAAAAUGAAAGAUGUUACGCCACCACCAACUCCACUUUCAUCCUCUUCUGAUAAUUGCCAAAACUCUACUACAACAACAACUACUACUACUAAUAAUGAUAUUAAUAUUAAUCAACCAAUACCACCAAUCGCAUCAAAGAAAUUAGAUAUAACACAUUCAUUAUCCUCACCUUUGAAAUCGCCGACCAAAAAAAAGGUAGCAGCAGCUGUUCCUGUACAACAAAACAAUCUCCUCAAUUAUUUUUCAAAGAUUGAACCAUCUUCCAAAUAA
This is a messenger RNA of Cavenderia fasciculata, 2310 nucleotides long. RefSeq lists its product as uncharacterized. The record is from RefSeq and is a predicted model, not a curated record. Bases 1 to 2310 code for a protein of 769 amino acids. The transcript is spliced from 3 exons. Lineage: Eukaryota; Evosea; Eumycetozoa; Acytosteliales; Cavenderiaceae. Gene Ontology annotation, cellular component: CAF-1 complex; nucleus. Gene Ontology annotation, biological process: nucleosome assembly.